AGACUGAGGAGGCUCGAGUCGGACCAAGUUGCCUUAACCGACCUCCACUUUUCUCGGACAAACGACCGGAACAUCAUCAAAGCCUGCAGCUCCGAUGGCUUCGUCAUGACAAAGCAGAGAUUUGAAGACGAUAAACGCUGAAGAGUCAUGACGUAGAACAGGAGGAGGAAGAUACAGGACAAAAAGGAUGUGAAUUAGACAUUUACAGAACCGUCUGUUUACCUGCUGGUGUGGUUUUUUAAAUUAAGGCAUCAGAAAGUUAAUCAAACCCGCAGCUGAACUUUUUUCUAAUGACUGAGACUGUUGCUCUGAAACAUUUCAACACAGCAUCAGAAUCUCUUUUUCAAGCCGACAAUGUAGAAGAAGACGGUUCAUAGGGGGUUGUUCAACAAGACGAAUACGAUUGUCUUCUACCGACAGGGAAUCUUUCAAAAAGGGAUCAAACUGUUUCUCGCUUUUGUAAAAUCAAGGACUGACAGCAAAUACGAUUGUGUCAUAGGAAUAAAAAGGGCAAAAACUACUGAGACAAACAUCGACGAACGUCAAGAAAACUGGACAUUCUUCUGGAUUUUUGAGGUCCAGAAGUUGGAAUCAAAAAAAAGGGUUCGGACACUCGGUCAAAGCUGGAUUUAGGGGAACCACAGGUGGAAUCGUUUUGGACUUUAGGAGCCGAACCAGAGCGAGAUUCCACCAUGAAUCACCUCCACGCCGGUCUGAGCUCCGAGACGAUGGAAAAGGCUCGAUUGGAGCUGAACGAGAACCCGGAUACUCUUCAUCAGGACAUCCAGCAGGUUCGGGACAUGAUUGUGACGCGACCGGACAUUGGAUUCCUGCGAACAGACGAUGACUUCAUCCUUCGCUUCCUCAGAGCCAGGAAGUUCGACCAGGUGGAGACCUUCAGACUGCUGGCCCAGUACUUCCAGUUCAGACAGCAGAACCUCGACAUGUUCCAGAGCUUCAAGGUGGAUGAUCCCGGCAUUAAGCGAGCAUUGAUGGACGGUUUUCCAGGCGUCCUGGAGACUCCGGACCAACAUGGCCGAAAAAUCCUCAUCCUGUUUGCUUCCAACUGGGACCAGAGCAGGAACUCCUUCACCGACAUCCUGAGAGCCAUCCUGCUGUCUCUGGAGGUUCUCAUCGAGAACCCGGAGCUGCAGAUCAACGGCUUCAUCCUCAUCAUCGACUGGAGCAACUUCUCCUUCAAACAGGCCUCCAAGCUCACACCCAACAUCCUGAAGCUGGCCAUAGAAGGCCUCCAGGACAGCUUCCCGGCUCGGUUUGGAGGAAUCCACUUUGUGAAUCAGCCGUGGUACAUCCACGCCAUGUACACCAUUAUCAAACCCUUCCUCAAAGACAAGACCAGGAAAAGGAUCUUCCUCCACGGUAACAACCUGAACUCACUCCACCAGCUCAUUCAGCCCGAGUGUUUGCCGUCGGAGUUCGGCGGGACGCUGCCGCCGUACGAUAUGGGGAUCUGGGCGCGAACGCUGCUGGGACCCGACUACAACGACGAGACUGAGUACACGCUAACCUACGACGCCCUGCACGUCCGGGAGAACUGUGGAGGAGACAAGGACCUGAUGAAGAGGUCUCAGUCAGCGGUGGAACCAGGAACUCUCCGACAGACGGACCGGGAGACGAGCACACCGCUGCUGGCUCUGGACUGAACACACGACACACUUCUUGAAAACACACUUUAAACCACAACCAGCACCAGCUGUGUGUUAAUCUGGUGGAUUUGUCCUUCUGUCCCGUUGACCUGACGGCGACCGAACCCACUGAACAGGACUCACACAGACAUCUGUACUUCUACCUUUGUGAGGACUGCCAUUAACAUAAUGCAGCGUCCAGCAGAAUGAUAUCAUACUAGCUGUUAUUAAGGUUUAAAGAAGAGUUCUGGGUCAUCGUGUUUAAAACCAACCAAAUCUGCAGAAGGUUCCCUGAGAACAGGCUGUUUUUUAAUCUACAUUAAGUAUAUUUAAUGAAGUCAUGCAAUAUACAUAGAGGUGUUGUUUAAAUGGACUUUUCCCAUCAUUUCUGAGCCUCAGAACUUCAUCAGUACAGCAGAUGACAUUUUAGGAGGAAAAACACACUAAAAGUUGACACCAGAUCAGUUUUACAACCAUCCAGAUGUCACAAUCUAAAGACUAAAUCUGGUUUUUGUUCAAUUUGGACAAUUUUAGAAACAGUUGGACAGUUUUCAUGUCGUUCUGAAGUACAUUUUAACCAUUUUGGAUCAUUUUAAAUCACGUUUUGGUCCAUUUUUUGACAAUCAUGAGUCAUUCAACACAAAAUUAGGAGUCAUUUUGGACAAAUUUAGAGUACUUUGGGAAAAAAACUUUGAGUUGAAAGACUAAAUCUGGUUUUUGUUCAUGAUGAUUACACUAAUAAGUUAAACGUAACAAUAUAUUAAAACAUUUGUACAUCUGAGAGUAGAUACAAGUGGUUGGAGGUCAUUAAGCAUGACAGAAGUCUUUGUCAUGGUGCCCUUUUUAAACUAAAACCCUACAGUUGCCAACACAGAACUGCCUACCUCCUCUGGUUGCUGCAGUAUUAAACAGUAAGAGCUGUUUGGGCUAUAAAAUGGUGAAAAUCAUACCAAAAGAUGUUCAGUUUACAGGAGGUCCUUGACUUACAUCGGAGGUCCGUUUUUCCGUCGAUUUUCGCCGUAAGUUGGAACGCCGGCGAAAAUGUAAACAAAACCGUUCCGUGCAUCACAAUAUUGAUCAGUUCUUCAGAAAAGUUGUGAAUACCAACGACUUUCAUGCAUGUAUGAAUAAUUUUACGAUAACAGAAUAUGUUGCACUGUUUUUACAACUUGAUCUAAUAAUGCCGAUGUUGGUUGGUGUUUCUUCCUUUUCCCAGCGUUUUAUUCUAAUUUCACUUCCAUUGAGACGGCUGUCCUUUUCUUUGAAGCCUCAGAAGAGUCUGAUUUAUGCUGGGAGCCAUAAUGAAAGACAAAAAGUUAGUGAAUGUAGCACAAUCCAAGGUGGUGUACAACCAGAUGAUGGAAACAAAGCCGUCUGACAGCGCCGCGUGACGACGUAUUCAUCCGCUCCGCUCGCCAAAUAGUUCCACGUAACCAGUUCUGACGAAACGCCGAAACAUUGUAGGUCGAGGACAUCGGAAACUGAGGACCUCCUGUACUAUAAAUAAACCCGAGAAUAUUCACCAUCAAUUUAACAGUUGAUAACCAAUCGAUAAAUCGCCGCAGCGUCGCUUAAAACACAAUUAGUUUAGUUUUUAUUGUGUUUGAGUGUGCAGUAAAAUGAACAAUCAGAGGGGAAAACACAGAAAAUGUCCUCACAAAACUAGAAGUACAAAACACACACACACACACACACACACACACACACACACACACACACACACACACACACACACACACACACACACACACACACAGUCUGUCCUGAGUCUGAGCCGCCUAAUUCCUCCCAGCUGAGCCUCUCUGCAGCCGAACAUCUGUCCAGAUGUCCACAGCAGCAACAACAACAACAACACACUCCCAUGCUUCUAGUUCUGAGCACAUUUAAACACGAUGGCCGAAGAUCAAACUUUAUUUAAAAACCUCAGUACGACAAGAACAAUCACGUCUGUAAUCGAGAACCAUGGUAGAGCGGGUUGCACCAAUGAGGAUUCAGUUUAAACAAAAGUUGCACCUCGUUUAAUCUGAAAAUGACACGACUUUUAUUGGAUUUGGUGUUUUUUACUUGUCCACUAAGGACACCACUGAGCUCUGCAUUUUUCCCAUAAUUCCUCUGGGGGGUAGAGCAGUGUUUAAAAGGAGUCAGUUAGCAUUUAGCGUCUGUAGUGAGUCCAUUGAUGUGCAGAAAAAUGUCGCCGAUUAAGAAGGAUGCUGAUAAAUAAGUUAAAAACGGGAUGAUUUUUGAGCGACUUCUGCAGGUUUCUAAACAAGUUUACUCCUUUUUAGUCCCACUAAACGUCAUCGUAAUGGCAUCAUCGGGAAGUUUAAGCCACAUGGAGGCUAAAUAUUUGAAUUUCGCUUCUGUUUGUUUGGAUUUGGUAAAGUUACGACUCGGAAAAGAAAUGACUUUUGACAGAAAUUGAGCAUUUUUUGUUUUUGAAAUUAUUUAACAAAAAUAAGAAAACCAACAAAAAAUGUUUUACCUCAGAAUUUGGACAAUUUGUUGACAUUUAAGACGUUAUCUUGGACUCAGAGGGGAAUUAAUUGGACAAUCAAAAAAUAUAUCUGGUGAUAAAGUCACUGUUUUAGUAAAAAACACUUUUAUCUACUGCUAGGUAGCUUUUCUAAAAAGGUGUUUUUUUCAGUUAAGACUCGUUCCUUUCUUUAGUAAACUCACUAAAGCUGCAAUAACCAGAAUAUUUCUUGAUUAAAAAUCAAUUUUUUUGCUCUUGGUUUUGGUUUAACAGCAAACGGACACAGUUAGCCGCUAGCUGGGUUAGCAUUUAGCAGCUAAAGAGCCCAGUAUUUUCUUUGGGAGGCGGUGGAGACCAAAAAUGGAGCCAAAAAAGGGGAAAUGUUGGACUUUUAUUCUUGCAGCUUGAUGUGUUGCCCCCAGUGGCUAAAUUAACGUAAAAGUAGGUGUAUUUUUACCAUAACCAAACAAGGAUUUGGUAAAGUUACGACUUGGAAAAGAAGUGAUUUUUGACAGAAAUUGCGCUUUUUUUUGCGUGUUUUAUGAUUGUUGUUGACAUUUUAAGACUAUCUUGGACUCAGAGAGGAACUAAUUGGACGAUCAAAAAAUACAUACGGCGAUAAUAAAAGUCACUGUUUGCAGUAAAAACACCUUUUAUCUUCUGCUAGCUAGCAUUUUUAAGAAGGCUAAAGAGUCCAAUCCAGACCAAAAACGGAGCCAGAAGAGGGAAAAUGUAGGACUUAAUUCUUACAGCUUGAUGUGCUGCCCCCUAGUGGCUAUAUUAACGUAAAAGUAGGUGUAAAUCUAAGUUUAAACAUCAUCCUCUUUGGUGAAACCCAACCUUAAAAUGUUUGAAUGUCUAAAAAAAACUUAUCUAAUUAGCCAAACGUUUUUGUAACUUUUGAAGACUCUUGAAAACAAACAACGAGCCAGCGAAGGAAACAAGGAAGAAAAAAGCUUCACUUUGGUAGAAUGAUUUAACCUGUUUUCUUUCUUUCGGGCACAACAACAAACUCACUGAUGCUGCACAAAUAUUUAAAAAGUAAAAAAACAAACAAAAACAGCACCUCGUUUGUCGCCACAAACACUCAUAGAGCAUGGGGACGUGGGAAAGUUGUUCUACCAGCGAGAACAAGCUGUGAAGAAACCUCCGGAUGCCAAACUCUCACCUUCAACCUCCAGCAGCCAAGAAGCAAAGAUUGUUUUUAUGGAAUCUCACUCAUCUGAAGAUUGUAUAUCAUCGUUACUCAUAGUACUGCACCGCAGAAACACUACAAAAUAACCUGGGCGGACACAUUUAAAGUCAUUUCCUGCAACAGGUUUGGGUUUAUGGUGCAGGUUGAUGAUUGGACGGAUUGUUGUUUUAACAUCAGGGCUACACUCAGCUGAUCACUCGACUGUAAUGUAUUUCCUUUCAAUGAAUGUAAAGAAGUAAACAUUUACACCAAA
Amphiprion ocellaris (clown anemonefish) is the source of this 5567-nucleotide messenger RNA. Its product is annotated as clavesin-1-like. NCBI's taxonomy places the organism in Eukaryota, Metazoa, Chordata, Actinopteri, Pomacentridae. Bases 693 to 1664 code for a protein of 323 amino acids. The transcript is spliced from 7 exons. The record is from RefSeq and is a predicted model, not a curated record. Gene Ontology annotation, molecular function: phosphatidylinositol bisphosphate binding. Gene Ontology annotation, cellular component: membrane.